GAGAAUUUCUCUCCAAGAAAAAAAAAACACAUCACAGUGUUCUUCGCUCUUCCCCUUUCCUCUUGUCCGGGGAUCUGCUCUCUCCCUUCUUCCCCCAAUCCCUAAACCCUAACCUCAAGAUCCUCAGGAACCCUAAUUUUCCACUCAAAUCCCCCUGAAUCUGCUUCUGUAAAAUCUAUUUUUGAUUUACUACUCAUGGCUGAUCAGCAAAACCUAGAUUCCUCUACUCAGUCCGAUGAUCUACCUCCCUCCCAAUCUUCUUCUGCUUCCUCUUCCUCAGAUCCGACUCUUUCCAGGAGUCUCUCGUCUAGUCGGCUCAACGCCGGAGCUCCCGAGUUCGUGCCUGGUCGAGCUGCUACUCCACCUCCGCCGCCUCCACCGCAGCCGAGGAUGAUGAUCCCGGCUCCUCCUCCGCCGGGUAUGCUUCAUAUGUACCAUCAUCCGCCGCCGUUUCGUGUUCCGAUUCAGGGUCCGGUUCCAAUGCCUCCUCCGCCUCACAUGAUCCCUGGGCAGAAUCAACAUCCCCAUCACCUUCCGCAUCACAUCCCUCAUCAUCAGAGUCGUCAUGUUAGUCAACAUUUUGUCCCGGUGCGGAAUCACGGCCACCACGAUUAUCAGCAGCGCGGGGGAGGUGGGGAGCAGGAUUCCAAUGCAGUCGUGAAGAGAGGCGAUCAUGAUCGCCGGAAAGAUCAUAAGAAGGAUCCUAAGAAGGAUCAUGGUGAUAGUGGAGCUACUGUUUCUAUUGAUCCCAGGAGUGGCUUACCUGAGGACACCGUCCAGAAGAUAGUGAACCAGGUCGAAUACUAUUUCAGCGACUUGAAUUUAGCUACCACCGAUCAUCUAAUCAGAUUCAUCAACAAGGAUCCUGAAGGAAAUGUGCCAAUACAUGUUGUUGCAUCUUUCAAGAAGAUUAAGGCCGUCAUUAGCAGUAAUUCUCAGCUCGCUGCUGUACUGCAGAGCUCUUCAAAGCUUGUCGUUAGUGAAGAUGGAAAGAAAGUGAGACGUCAACAUCCUAUUACCGACUCCUCUAUAAAAGAACUCCAGUCCCGCAUUGUUGUUGCUGAAAAUCUACCCGAGGAUCAUUGCUAUCAAAAUCUGCUGAAGAUUUUCUCGGCAGUUGGAAGUGUGAAGAACAUCCGCACCUGCCAGCCUCAAAAUUCAGGCAGUGGUGCUCCAUCAGCUGCAAGAACAGCCAAAAGUGAUGGUGCACUUUUCACUAACAAGGUACAUGCUUUUGUUGAGUAUGAGACAGUUGAGCUGGCUGAGAAAGCAGUAGCCGAAUUAAAUGAAGAAGGCAACUGGAGGAGUGGUCUUAGGGUGCACUUGAUGCUAAAACAUCAUCAUCAUCAGACAAAGGACCAAAAACAUGUUCAAGGACGAGGAAGAAAAGGGCAUGACGCGGAAGCACAGCACGAGGAAGAAGAUGAAGCUGCUGCUACAUCAGAGCAGCAGCAUCCAAAUGACAAGAAAUGUGAAGAAUCUUUAGGAGAGUGGGAUAAUCCAGACAAUACAGUAGGAGAGGAGCAUGGGAACGAGAAGGUGGGAGGAGGAGGUGGGCAGAGAAAAGGGCGUAACCGAGGUAGGGGAAAGGGGCGUGGACGAGGUCAACCACACCACCACUUCAACCAUAACCCUAACCAAAACGUGACGGUGCCGUCAGAGCAGCCGAAGCAGCAGCAGCCACCGCCAGGGCCUCGGAUGCCGGAUGGGACCAGGGGAUUCUCGAUGGGACGGGGAAAGGCCGUUGCUCUCAACACCGAAUGAAUGGUGAUGAUGAUAAUGAUAAUGAUACGAGCAGGUCCUGAUAAAGGGGGAGGGGGAUUGUGUUUGAUGAGGUGGCAUGUGAAAGCCGGUGGAGAAGGAGAUUGUUUCAUGUCAAGGAGAGCUUUUAUUAUCAUAUAUAUAUCAAAAGGGACAAUCGUACUGAGUAGAAUUUUUUGGGUUAGCUUUCUU
Molecule: messenger RNA, 1953 nt
Organism: Tarenaya hassleriana
Lineage: Eukaryota; Viridiplantae; Streptophyta; Magnoliopsida; Brassicales; Cleomaceae
Product: la-related protein 6B-like
Exons: 10
Coding region: 196-1764 (522 amino acids)
Biological process (GO): RNA processing
Cellular component (GO): nucleus
Molecular function (GO): mRNA binding
Source: RefSeq, a predicted model, not a curated record